AUGUCAAGUGUGUCGACCUUGAGGCCGGUGUCAACACCAACAACAUCAUUAUCAAUUGCACCUCCAAUUAGGUAGUAGCCCUUAUACUUUUUGGUUCUAAUAUCCACUAGUUUCUCAACACACCACUACAGACCGGAUUUUUAUUAAGUGACUUUCUUGUAAUAUCUUUUAAACUAGAGAUUUAUGUCAUUAUCGGAAAUCAGUUUAAAGUUACUAUUUUUGUUCCAGAAAUACCUUAUUUCAAUAACUGUUUGAUGAUAAAUCACAAUUGAAGCUAUGAAAUUACUGCAUUAAACCUUUCCAUUAUUACGACUUCCCGACCACUUUUUCAAUUUUUAUGAUACUUACAGUUAAUAAUUUUCUUUGCUAACUCGAAACACUGUUUUUGUCACUAGCUCGGAAUCGUUCCCACCUCAGACGGAAACAGAAUUGUCAACAGUGUUCACAUCACGGUCAACAUCCUUAUCGACUAUUAUAUCAAUUUCUUUCCCAACUACCAGGUGAGAUAAUGCGUAGCUACUUUCCUUGCAACGGUUUAUUUAAUUGUAAUUGUUAACUCUCGCAAAGUGAACUUUGUUGUGCGCGCGGGGCGCUGAUGGCGUGCGGAUCAUAGCGGCCUGCAUACUCGGAUGGCCCAUUUACAUUUGUAUAUGCAUGUAUCCGAUCAUCAUUUGAAGGUUCUUCUGCAGGUUGCUUUAAAGGAGCCUGAGCAAAGUUGGGGUUUGUUACAAUAAAGUCAUGAUAAAAUUACAGUCAAGCCAGGUCAAACGUACCCUCCAAGAUUCCAUUAAUGAAGUUGUUAUUCGAAAGUUGAAUCCGUUGAUAGUUGUAGAAUCCAGAAUCAUUUCUUCGUUGCUGCAUGCGUAACGCGUAACGAGCAGGCAAGGUAGCUAUGAAAUUGCUACGUGCUCAGUUUUCCUGAAUUUGAUGUAAAUGUCAUUGACGCUAUUUUGUCCAUUUGUCCAGUCAAAGAUAUCUCAAUCUGAUAGAAUACAAAGAAGCUGUCGUAAAAAAUUUAUUGCUCGUUAUGCAUGCAGGAAUGCAGACUUAA
Porites evermanni is the source of this 1051-nucleotide messenger RNA. The record is from the annotation of a GenBank genome assembly. Lineage: Eukaryota; Metazoa; Cnidaria; Anthozoa; Scleractinia; Poritidae.